This is a messenger RNA of Nematolebias whitei (Rio pearlfish), 762 nucleotides long. RefSeq names its product growth/differentiation factor 8-like. The record is from RefSeq and is a predicted model, not a curated record. NCBI's taxonomy places the organism in Eukaryota, Metazoa, Chordata, Actinopteri, Cyprinodontiformes, Rivulidae. Gene Ontology annotation, cellular component: extracellular region. Gene Ontology annotation, molecular function: growth factor activity; cytokine activity. Bases 1 to 762 code for a protein of 253 amino acids. The transcript has 3 exons. Gene Ontology annotation, biological process: SMAD protein signal transduction.
AUGUUAACAACAAACCCCCUCACCUGGGACGAGCUGUCCUCCUGCUGCCUGUUCAGCCUCAGUCCGAAGAUCCAGCCCAAAAAUAUCCUGAGCGCCCAGCUGUGGGUCCACCUGCGCCCCGCCAACACCAUCACCACCGUCUUCCUGCAGAUCUCCCGCCUCAAACCCGUUAGGGAGGGGAACCACACCCGGGUCCGGGUCCGAUCCCUGAAGAUCGACGCCGAGGCCGGGUCCAGCUCCUGGCAGAGUAUAGAUAUCAAGUCUCUGCUGCAGGCCUGGCUACGUCAGCCUGAAACCAGCUACGGUUUGGAGAUCAACGCCUUCAGCACCAAAGGAGAAAAUCUGGCUGUGACUUCAGCUGAACCUGGAGAGGAAGGACUGCAACCAUUCAUCGAAGUGAAGAUUCUGGACAGCUCUAAGAGGACCCGCCGUGACUCCGGUCUGAACUGUGAUGAGGAAUCCUCAGAGACUCGUUGCUGUCGAUACCCACUCACCGUCGACUUCGAAGAGUUCGGCUGGGACUGGAUAAUCGCCCCCAAACGCUACCGGGCCAACUACUGCUCUGGGGAGUGUGAGUUCCUUUACCUGCAGCAGUAUCCCCAUGCUCACCUGGUGAACAAGGCCAAUCCACGGGGCACCACGGGGCCCUGUUGCACGCCUACUAAAAUGUCCCCCAUCAACAUGCUCUACUUCAACCGCAAAGAGCAGAUCAUCUACGGAAAGAUCCCAUCCAUGGUGGUCGACCACUGCGGCUGUUUGUGA